Penicillium canescens is the source of this 2109-nucleotide messenger RNA. Its product is annotated as WD40 repeat domain-containing protein. Lineage: Eukaryota; Fungi; Ascomycota; Eurotiomycetes; Eurotiales; Aspergillaceae. The record is from RefSeq and is a predicted model, not a curated record. The transcript has 5 exons. Bases 143 to 1201 code for a protein of 352 amino acids. Gene Ontology annotation, molecular function: signaling receptor complex adaptor activity; protein binding. Gene Ontology annotation, biological process: G protein-coupled receptor signaling pathway. Gene Ontology annotation, cellular component: heterotrimeric G-protein complex; cytoplasm.
CUCCUCUCCCUCUCACCCCCUGUUCCUCUCCCAUUCUUCCCCCCCCGUAUUAUGAUCCAAGCCUGAGGCUCUUCUCUCUUUUCUUCUCCUCUCCUCCUCUCGGUUUCACUUUCAAUUGUACUUCCCUGGGCGACCUGAUAAAAUGGCCGAUAUGAGCGGCGAGCAGAUGCAGGCCAAGAUCACCGCGGCCAGGCGCGAAGCCGAGGGUUUGAAGGACAAGAUCAAGCGCAGAAAGGAUGAGCUGGCCGACUCUUCCCUCCGCCAAGUCGCGCAGGACCAGACCGAUGCCCUACCACGAAUUGGCAUGAAGCCUCGACGGACGCUGAAGGGCCACCUUGCUAAGAUCUACGCUAUGCACUGGUCCACCGACCGCCGCCACCUCGUCUCAGCCUCGCAGGACGGAAAGCUCAUCAUCUGGGAUGCCUACACCACAAACAAAGUUCAUGCGAUUCCCCUCCGCUCCUCGUGGGUUAUGACUUGUGCCUACGCCCCGAGCGGAAACUACGUGGCGUGCGGUGGUCUCGACAAUAUUUGUUCCAUUUACAACCUGUCCUCGCGCGAAGGCCCGACUCGUGUCGCGCGCGAGCUGUCCGGACACUCGGGAUAUCUCUCUUGCUGUCGCUUCAUCAACGACCGCCGCAUCAUUACCUCGUCCGGUGACAUGACCUGUAUGCUGUGGGAUAUCGAGUCCGGAUCCAAGGUGACCGAGUUCGCCGACCACCUCGGUGAUGUGAUGUCGAUCAGUAUCAACCCGACAAACCAGAACAUAUUUGUUUCCGGUGCUUGCGACGCUUUCGCUAAAUUGUGGGAUAUCCGUACCGGCAAGGCCGUUCAGACUUUCGCCGGACACGAGUCCGACAUCAACGCUAUUCAGUUCUUCCCUGAUGGUAACGCCUUUGGUACUGGUUCUGAUGACACUUCUUGCCGUCUGUUCGAUAUCCGUGCCGACCGCGAACUUAACAUCUACCAGAGCGACCAAGUCCUGUGCGGUAUCACCUCCGUUGCUUUCUCCGUCUCUGGCCGGUUACUCUUCGCAGGAUACGACGAUUUCGAGUGCAAGGUAUGGGAUGUUCUCCGCGGUGACAAGGUUGGUUCCUUGAGCGGCCACGACAACCGCGUUAGCUGCCUCGGUGUCAGCAACGAUGGCAUCAGUCUGUGCACUGGAUCUUGGGAUUCUCUCCUCAAGGUCUGGGCCUGGUAAACCAAAAACAAAACGCAAGAUACCCCGUGUCGAUCAUUCUGCAAUGCUCUUCUUCGACUUUUUACUUGAUUCGAUGGCUCGAAUCUCCGCCAUACGAUAAUAAUCAAACGGGGAAUCCCUUAGGACACCCACACACUCGGCGCAGACAUCGGUUGCGAUAGGAAGAGGUGGAGGCGCCUUGGGAGCCUGUCCCGGGCGAACAAACGAUAGCGAUGACACAAUAUUUGUUUGGAUAUGACGAGAGCGCAAGCUGGGUUGUCGGUUGUACAGCGAGAUGAUGUCUGAUGCUUCCGCGACCUGGUUUCUCCAUUUCUCGACUUCUCGAUGCCCUUUCCCCCUUCCCCCGUCUUUUGAAAUUUUUUUAUCCCCCCUUCAGUUCACCUUUUAUUCUCUUCUUGUUCUGGGUUGCCUCAUCGGUCUCGGCAUGUAUUUUCUUGGCGAAGGCAAAGGAGGACCUGGUUGCUGGAUUUUGGCCAUUUCUCGCUGAUUUACCUGUGUCGAUUCCCCUCCCUUCUCCUUUCCCAUUUCUUUUUUCUUUUAACUUUUUCAAUUUUCCUUUUUCAUCGUUUUUUGUCUCUCCUAAAGAAAGAGUCUGCUGUACUUACUGUCUCUUGCGUUGGAAUCUCUUGUCUCCGGGAUUCGUCGGUGUCGGAUUUUUUUUUAUGGUUCGAGCAGCUCCAAUCUCCAUUAGUUCACUUUUUUGCUUCUUGGUUCCUGCUCCAACGGGAGGUGAUGGUCGAUAUGCAGCAUGUUUUUGCCUGGCCUUGGUUAUGUGCGAGCGUGGCGUGAGCAUCAGAGAUAGGACAUGCAUACACACGGUCUUGAUCUUCGGUUGCGGUAAAGUAGAAGAGUAGAGCAGCGCAGAGUGUACCUCCGGAUGUCAGUCAUGUGAGGCCAAGUAUAAAGCU